This is a messenger RNA of Exserohilum turcica Et28A, 2598 nucleotides long. RefSeq lists its product as uncharacterized. Gene Ontology annotation, biological process: positive regulation of transcription by RNA polymerase II; negative regulation of transcription by RNA polymerase II. Gene Ontology annotation, molecular function: DNA-binding transcription factor activity, RNA polymerase II-specific; zinc ion binding; RNA polymerase II cis-regulatory region sequence-specific DNA binding. The record is from RefSeq and is a predicted model, not a curated record. The transcript is spliced from 4 exons. Bases 1 to 2598 code for a protein of 865 amino acids. Lineage: Eukaryota; Fungi; Ascomycota; Dothideomycetes; Pleosporales; Pleosporaceae.
AUGGAGAUUUCCUCUGCCCAAGACUCGGCCCGCCGGGGUGUGCUCCAGGACGCCAUAUUCCCAGCAUUCGGCAACGAUGCGGGCGCCCCGGGCCCAGACGCAGACUCACCAGAGCAGAUGCAGAAGAACGACCCGCUGGGCACGCAAAUAUGGAAACUCUACUCACGAGCAAAGACACAGUUGCCCAAUGCUGAGCGCAUGGAGAACCUGACAUGGCGAAUGAUGGCCAUGAACAUGCGCCGCGCCGAAAUGGAUCGCAAUAAAGGGCCGGGCCAGAACACACAGAGCAGCGACAUGAUGCCCCCGCCAGCAGCCACCACCACCACCACCACCACCAGCCCAAGACCGCCGCCCAGGUCCGCCCCAAGCGGCAUUGCCCAGCAGUUGCGAAAGUCGCAGGACCACCACCAGGCCCACGGCGACCACCACCACCACCACCACUACCACCAGCAACAGACGCACGACGCCAUGAAUCUGGAUGAUUUUAUAUUUCCUUCGUCGGUCGGCAGUCCUGCCGGCCUAUCGCCCGAAGUGUCGAAUGAGGAUGCGGCUCCAUUUAUUGCAACAGCCCCAGCGAUACCGAUAAGGAAGCCGCAUCUAGCCAGCGACCAUAACCUGUCCCUCGCCCGCGCAUCUGCGCCCUCGGUGCCUCCUGCCAUCAAAAGGGAGGAUGAGUUUGACUACAUCCCACGACACGUCCGCAAGACCAGCAUCGACGAGCGACGACCCCCCAAGCGCCGCGCAGAAGCUUCUCCUCUGGUCCCUCCCGUCAACAGCAUCAUGAUACCCACCGAUGCCAACGCCGAGGCCGACCUACACCACUACUCGCUGGACCACAACACCAUGCAGCCGCCGCCCUUCCCCGCCUCCCAGGGUCAAGGCCAAGGCCCCUUCUCCAUAGACACGUUCCAGAUGCACGAGGAUCCCGUCGUGCACUCGGCCGGGCCCUACCAGCAGACGUUUUCGGGCUUCUCUCCCGUCGGCUCGCCCCUCAUGAGCCACAACGCCUUCAACUCCAACAUGUUUAACCACAACUCCAUGGCCUCGUCCCUCAACUCAACCGACUACUACUCGCCACCCAGCUCCGCCUUCCCCUCUAAUGUCUCGACCCCGCAGCCCAUCCCAGAAGACAAUAAAAUGUACUUUGACCGGAGCGGCUUGGAUAUCCGCACCUCACAGCACGGCGCCUCGGGAUACGGCCCCCACCGGCCCUCCAACCUAUCGACGUCGAUGCAACCACAGUACAUGUUCAACCCUGCAGCCGGCGGACAGGACUCCAUCUUCAGCCCCGUGACGAGCGCAAGCUCAUCGCUGCCCUUCUCAGCCUCGUCGUUUGGCCAAUCAAACCACGUUGAUCCGUCUCAAGUGCUGCACAAUAACCUACCCUUGCGCCAGCAACACGAGAUGCAAAUGGGACGCCAGGAAAACAUGUUUACCUUUGGCGCUGAUUCGGACGCCGAGGACGAUGAAGGAAGUGCCUUUGCCGACCGCACCCUGCCCCAGCACGACUACUCGCAAAUGGACGACGGCUCCAUCGACUUCAAUACUGGAUAUCAGUGGGAAACAAAUCUAUCCAACCAGUUUAAUCCCAUGCAAGCGCGCUAUCCCGCUGGGCCGCCGCGUAAAACCGUCACCAUUGGUGGGACGGAAUUGGUUCACUCACCGCAAGAUCAUUGGAGUCCCGGGGGCAGCCUUGGGCGGACCCAUGGCUCGGCCGCUUCUGUAAGCGACAUACGCAACAGAGGGACCGAUCCACGACGCCAGAAAAUACCCCGCACCAGCUCGACCCCCAACGCUGCUGGAAUGGUGCAUCAGGGCAUGCAUGGCUUGGUGUCAUCGCCAAAUUCUCCCCCAGAGUCUGGAUUCAACUCUGCAGCCCCAUCGCGGCCUCAAAGCCCUGGUGGCACAAAACAGGGCGAAGGCGGUGCGCCCACGACGUGCACCAAUUGCUUCACGCAGACGACACCGCUCUGGCGCCGUAACCCCGAAGGGCAUCCACUCUGCAAUGCAUGUGGCCUAUUCUUAAAGCUGCAUGGUGUUGUUCGACCCUUGUCGCUCAAGACGGACGUGAUCAAGAAGCGCAAUCGUGGCAGUGGCAACGCGCCCGUUGGUGCGUCAUCCACGCGCUCGUCGAAGAAAUCGUCUCGUAAGAAUUCGAUUGCCCACACACCAGUCACGACCCCCACGUCGCACAAGGCAGCUGAUUCCGAGUCUCCAAAAUCGACCGGGUCAGGUGGUGGGGGCUCGAGCAACUUGUCUUCUGCUACAACGCCCACGUCGUCCAAACCGAGCGGUGUGGUCCCGAUUGCGCCGGGCCCUCCCAAGUCGAACAGCUCGGUCGUGCUGGCUCAGUCGCGUGGUGUCGCCGUUGCACCCAAGCGAAGUCGUGGGCAGAGCAAAAGCGAGUCGCAAGAACUGGAAAUGGCCGACGCCGACGACACGAGUGGACGAGCGCCAUUGCGCAGAAAGGAUACUGCCAUUGCGACUUCGAGUCCUUUUCCAGGGCAAAAUCUUGGGGCCCUUCCCAUGGGCGCCAUGGGCCAGGGUUUGCAGUCAUCUGGUCCUGCUGAAUGGGAAUGGCUGACGAUGAGCUUGUGA